Dovyalis caffra is the source of this 1281-nucleotide messenger RNA. Lineage: Eukaryota; Viridiplantae; Streptophyta; Magnoliopsida; Malpighiales; Salicaceae. The record is from the annotation of a GenBank genome assembly.
AUGGAGCCUGUAGCUUCAGUAGUAGACAAAAUUAAAGGCGUCGCCAAAUCAGGCCAAGACCUCGUCGACUGCCUCCUUCGCCGCCGCGAGAAUUCUUCUCGCCGCAAUCCGAUUGAGAUACUGAAGCGACUGCAACGUGAAACAUUUUCAGAUCUAAUGAAACUCAGAGACAGGCAGGAUAAGGUUGAGAGAGUGAUUUCAUUCUAUAAAACAUCUAAAGGGGGUCCUUUCCAGGAAACCAGUACACUUGUGAGGGGUGAGGUUGAUGCUUCGGGAGCGAUAUUGAUGGUGGGUGGAACUGAUCAGGAGCAUAUUGAUGCUGUUGGUAGAGCAGGAGUAAAAACUGGAAUUAGUUCAAGGUUAAGUUUUGAAACAAUUAUUCGGCAGAAAGAUACUCUUUUGGCAGAGUUUGUGGCUUUUCAAAAAGGUCUAGUAGAUAUUGGUGAUGUCUCCGAAGGUGCACUUACUUUAGCGAAAGUGUCUUAUACGGCAAAUGUAAAUGACUGGUUUUCUGCCAUUGCAAUCCCAGUAGGAGCUCAAUUUAGAGAUCUUGAUAUGACUGCAACCUCUUCCAAUCAGGGACACGGUGUUACUGAUCUUUCAUCUGUUGGACCACCACUUUUGAAUCAGCAGACUGAUUCUGCCAUUGGCUUAAAAGUGAGGAAAUCGAAUGUCAUUGCUAUGAUGGCUCAGUCUUUUUCUGGACUGCGAAGGCAUCCAUUUUCUGAUGAAAUUGUUCACUGCUUUGGCACUUUUGGCCAAAUUGUCUGCCAAUUUCCGAAAGGAAUAAAAUUCUCACUUAUGGGCCUGCAGCAAGUUGCUAAAUCAUCUAGUCACUGCAUCAAUCUUGGAGCCCUUGCCAUUCCUGUUAGCUUUUCAAAAGAUCAUGAAUCUCCUGAAACAUCAGUCCAAGACUCUGCACUAUCCGUAGGAGCAACCAGCCAUGAAAUCACAUCAAGAACUGGAUCUAUAGCUCUAAAGCUGGAGUCAGAACUUGAUGAGAGUACCAGAAUUGGGGGUUGGAUUCAGAUGAAAAACGCAAAUCCCAAGCAUUUACAAUGGGCUGUAAAUGCAUUUGAUGAUGCAGAAGAUGAAUUUGGAUGGGGUCUGAGUUUCAGCGGGAUUGUUGGAUGUCCAAGCAACCAUGGACGUUUGCAAGCCGAAUCGUAUGUAAAAUUGAAUAUAGGGAAGAAAUUCUGCUUGAAACCAGGCAUUGCAUAUGCAGUGGAUGGUAAUGCUAAAAUAUUUGGUCUUAUUCUUCGGUCCAACUGGUCUUUCUGA